CGAAGUGUGUGUUGUGUUUGUUGUCGUGAAGAGCCGCUUGAAGUAGAGGGAUACAGUGACAGUGGAAAUAUGAGUUCUGAAUCAUCAGAAGACGAAAACAUUCAGCAACUCAAAGAUGCACUAGAUGUCUCCAUGUUCAGUAGCAAAUCAGACGCUACGGAGGGACGAGAUGAAAAACCAUCUAACAGAAUAUCAGUGGACGAGAAGACUGAACAGCCUAACGCACUGAGAGUAACACCAGAAUUCCAGGCGUUCGUUGCAAAACGCUUGGCGAAAAUGAUUGACAACGAGCUGGAGGAAGUACCCAGUGUCAACAGUAAACAAAAGCAGGGAAAGAAGAAAAAGAAACCCAAAGGUGGUGUUCGACUUCUGUCAUCAUCAUCAGAGUACUUGACUGCGGAGGAUCCGAUAAUUGUGUCUACUAGCCACAAGAAACAGCAAGCUGUUGAUUUUGAUGAAAGUAGUGCAGCUAUGGAAAGAUUUUCUGAAGCUGCUGUUCCAUCUGACUGGAUUACAUCCAAAGAAAGUGUUAAAGGGUGGAUUCCUUUUGAAAAAGGUGAAGUCAUAAAAGUAAAAAAUGGUGUCUGUGUUGAGGUAAUGAAAAAGAAAUUGCCUGAUCAGUCUGGUGAAGUUUCACACCACACUAUAGAACAUAUUAAUGGUGAACAAUUCACUGCCAGGAACUUGCCACUCAAAGUAACAAGUGAUAGUACCACCACAAAAAGAAAGAAUGGUGAGGAAAGUAGUCAUAAACAUAAAAAACAGAAAAGAAUCCAUGUGUCUGCUCUUGCAAAUAAUUAUACUGAAUGAAUGUAGAAUCACAAUAAAUCGUUAAAACAUUUUGAUUAUUUGCUGCUGAUUGUUUUUAGCCAUUACUGGAAAAUUUCUACCUUGAAACAGAUAAUACACGCCUGUCACUAGUGAUAUAGAAUGCUACACAAUGUCAAAUGUUAACUAUUUUGAGAAAGUGAGUGGAGGGCUUCAGGCACGUGUCCAAGCCGCAUGCUUUGAGAGAUAGACAGUGGACAGAUGAACUUCAUAUUGCACAGUCAGAGUUGCCAACAAUGGCAGACAUUACCUCACUUAAUUACACAGCUGCAUGCUCGACACAUUUGACACUGGC
Messenger RNA from Schistocerca gregaria, 1123 nucleotides. RefSeq names its product protein CUSTOS-like. The transcript is spliced from 3 exons. Bases 70 to 810 code for a protein of 246 amino acids. Gene Ontology annotation, biological process: Wnt signaling pathway. NCBI's taxonomy places the organism in Eukaryota, Metazoa, Arthropoda, Insecta, Orthoptera, Acrididae. The record is from RefSeq and is a predicted model, not a curated record.